Messenger RNA from Dryobates pubescens (Downy woodpecker), 4155 nucleotides. RefSeq names its product RNA binding motif protein 26 (gene RBM26). Bases 397 to 3483 code for a protein of 1028 amino acids. The record is from RefSeq and is a predicted model, not a curated record. Gene Ontology annotation, biological process: mRNA processing. Gene Ontology annotation, cellular component: nucleus. Gene Ontology annotation, molecular function: metal ion binding; RNA binding. Lineage: Eukaryota; Metazoa; Chordata; Aves; Piciformes; Picidae. The transcript is spliced from 22 exons.
CUCAGUCCAGCUCUGCGGCUGAGGGGAGAAGGGGGGUGGUGCGUUUCUCAGCCGCGCUCAGAGCUCCACACUCUUCAGGCCCGUCGGCAGGACUGUCCUCCGCCCGCCGUUGAGGCGGGAGGGAACUGCGGACAGGCCAGACGGCCCUCUUCUGUUCAGGAGCGGCGUGAGCGGGACCCGCAGGGAGCAGCCGCUGCUUGGCUGGUUCCGCCCCCUUCGUGUGGCUGGGCCUCCGGCCUCUGCCAGGCGCUCUCUGCCGAGCCAAGAGGCAGCCGCGGCCUCGGUGGGUGGAGAGAGGCGCGGCGGGAGCCGGGGUCCCGGCCGGUGGGGCGGCGCGGACCCCGCCGCCGUUGUUGCUGCUGCUGCCGGGGAGGCGGGGGGCCCGGGCCGCUCUGGAUGGUGGUUAAAAUGAUCAUAGAAAACUUCGAGGCGCUGAAAUCCUGGCUCAGCAAAACCUUGGAGCCCAUAUGUGAUGCAGAUCCAUCUGCCCUAGCUAAAUAUGUUCUGGCGUUGGUAAAAAAGGAUAAAAGCGAAAAGGAGCUGAAGGCGCUGUGUGUUGAUCAGCUGGAUGUAUUUCUUCAGAAAGAAACUCAGAUAUUUGUGGAAAAACUGUUUGAUGCUGUGAAUACAAAAAGUUACCUACCUCCACCAGAACAACCAUCAUCAGGAAGCUUGAAAGUAGAAUUUUUUCAGCAUCAAGAAAAAGAGACAAAAAAAGAAGAGAUCGUUAAAGAGGAAGAGCGAGAGAAAAAGUUUUCUAGAAGGUUAAAUCACAGCCCUCCUCAAUCAAGUUCUCGCUACAGAGAUACCAGAAGCCGUGAUGAAAGGAAAAAAGAUGAACGCUCUCGGAAGAGAGACUAUGACCGAAAUCCUCCCAGAAGAGAUUCCUAUAGGGAUCGAUAUAACAGGAGAAGAGGGAGAAGUCGAAGCUACAGUAGAAGUCGAAGUAGAAGCUGGAGCAAGGAGAGAUUGCGGGACCGGGAUCGAGACCGGAGCAGAAGCCGGAGUAGAACACGAAGCAGAGGUACCAACAGUUGGUCUCUAAAAUACGAAAGGGAUUUGGGAAAGCCAAAAUAUGAUAUGGAUAGAACAGAUCCAUUAGAGAACAAUUAUACUCCAGUUUCUUCUGUGACAAAUAUUUCAUCCGGCCACUACCCUGUCCCUACACUGAGCAGCACUAUUACUGUUAUUGCUCCUGCUCAUCAUGGAAAUAACACUACUGAAAGCUGGUCGGAGUUCCAUGAAGAGCAGCUGGACCAUAACUCCUAUGGAAGACCUCCACUGCCAAAGAAACGUUGUCGAGAUUAUGAUGAAAAAGGUUUCUGCAUGAGAGGAGACAUGUGCCCUUUUGAUCAUGGAAGUGAUCCAGUAGUAGUAGAAGAUGUGAAUCUUCCUGGCAUUCUGCCUUUUCCAGCACAACCCCCUGUUGUUGAAGGACCACCUCCUCCUGGACUUCCUCCCCCUCCCCCAAUUCUGAGUCCUCCUCCUGUUAACCUUAGACCUCCAGUACCUCCACCCGGCCCCUUACCACCUAGCCUUCCACCUGUAACAGGACCACCCCCUCCACUUCCCCCACUGCAGCCUGCUGGAAUGGAUGCCCCUCCAAACUCAGCAACUAGCUCAGUUCCUACUGUUGUUACAACGGGUAUUCAUCACCAGCCGCCUCCUGCUCCACCCUCUCUUUUUACAGCAGGUGUAGUACUGAGGCUUUGCCCACAAGAAACGUAUGACACAGAUGGCUAUAAUCCAGAAGCUCCAAGUAUAACAAAUACUUCAAGACCUAUGUAUAGACAUAGAGUACAUGCCCAAAGACCAAAUUUGAUAGGACUCACAUCAGGUGAUAUGGAUCUACCACCCAGAGAAAAACCUCCCAAUAAAAGUAGUAUGAGAAUAGUGGUAGAUGCUGAAUCCAGGAAAAGAACAAUUGGUGCAGGGGAUGGUGGAGUUCCUACAAAGAAGACAUGGUUUGACAAGCAAAAUUUUAAUAGAACAAACAGUCCAGGUUUCCAGAAGAAGGUGCAAUUUGGAAAUGAAAACACAAAACUUGAAUUGAGAAAAGUUCCCCCAGAACUUAACAAUAUCAGCAAACUUAAUGAGCACUUCAGUAAGUUUGGAAACUUAGUCAACUUGCAGGUUGCGUAUCAGGGUGAUCCAGAAGGUGCCCUUAUUCAGUUUGCCACACAUGAGGAAGCAAAGAAAGCGAUAUCAAGUACAGAAGCAGUAUUAAAUAAUCGUUUUAUUAAAGUUUAUUGGCAUCGAGAAGGCAGUGCACCGCAAAUCCAGACUACCACACAGAAGGUAAUACAACCCUUAGUUCAGCAACCUAGUUUGCCGGUAGUGAAACAAUCAGUCAAGGAGCGAUUAGGUCCAGUACCUGCAAGUAAUAUUGAACCUGUGGAAGCACAGAGUGCCAACACAGAAGUCACACAGAAUGUGACUAAAUUAUCUGUGAAGGACAGACUUGGUUUUGUGUCAAAGCCAGUUACUCCAACAACUGAAAAGGUUUUAUCUACUUCUACUGGCUUGACAAAAACUGUGUACAACCCUGCUGCUUUGAAGGCAGCACAGAAAUCUUUGCCUGUUGUUUCAACUUCCGUGCUAGACUCUAAUGAUGCACAGAAGAAAAAACAGGAAGCAUUACGACUUCAACAAGAUGUGAGAAAAAAGAAACAAGAAAUCUUAGAGAAGCACAUUGAAACACAAAAGAUGCUGAUUUCAAAGCUGGAGAAGAAUAAAGCCAUGAAGUCAGAAGACAAAGCAGAAAUCAUGAAAACACUGGAAAUUUUGACUAACAGCAUUACCAAGUUAAAGGAUGAAUUAAAAGGUGUAUCACCAGCAGGAGGCACUCCUUUAAAGAGCAUGAAAACUAAGACUCAGAUGCAGAAAGAGUUGCUAGAUACUGAACUGGAUUUAUAUAAGAAGAUGCAAGCUGGGGAGGAAGUUACUGAAUUAAGACGGAAAUACACAGAGCUACAGCUGGAAGCUGCCAAACGAGGGAUUCUUUCUUCAGUUCGUGGUAGAGGGGUUCAUGCAAGAGGUCGGGGUGCAUCUCGUAGCAGAGGUAGAGGAAUACGAGGCCGGGGUAGAGGCAGAGGAGUUCCUGUGCAUGCAGUUGUGGAUCAUCGACCUAGGGCAUUAGAGAUCUCUGCCUUUACAGAAAGUGACAGAGAAGAUCUUCUUCCUCAUUUUGCGCAAUACGGUGAAAUUGAAGAUUGCCAGAUAGAUGACUCCUCUCUUCAUGCAGUGAUUACCUUUAAAACAAGAGCAGAAGCUGAAGCUGCUGCAAUUCAUGGAUCUCGUUUUAAAGGACAGGAGUUAAAGUUGGCAUGGAACAAGCCUGUUGCUACUAUGUCAGCUGUUGAAACAGAAGAAGCUGAACCUGAAGAAGAAGAAUUUCAGGAAGAAUCUUUGGUGGAUGACUCGCUGCUUCAAGAUGAUGAUGAAGAGGAGGAAGAUAAUGAGUCUCGUUCAUGGAGAAGAUGAUUUGACUGAUCAAUGGCAAUGCUAGCACUGCACCUGUGUUGCAUUAGUAUUAUCUAAUGUACUUCUGCAUCUUUGUAUUAAAAAGGGGUUUUGUGAUGAAUUUGGAUUCAGAUAUAGACUAAAAAGCAGCUGGUCAGUUAUAUGUUUUGAGAGAUUGAUGUUUGAGUUACAUUUCAGUAAAUGAUUGCUAAAGACAUCAUACUAGGAACAUAUGCAAUGUUUUUAUUACAUAGUUCUACAGGAAGUUACAGAAUUCUUUGGGUUCUUUGUAAUUUACCAAAUUGGUCAAACACAAAUGACCAAAAGUUGUUAUAACAUAGGUAAUUUUUGUUUUAUUCCAGAUACGGAAUGGAAAUUUGCAUUUAAAAUCUUUGUGAAUGUUUUCAGAAAUGAAUAGAUAACAGUACUAAAUCAAAGUCUCUAAAGUUAUGUAUUCAUAAUAUUGCAUAGUAGUAUGCUUAGGCUUUACUAUGUACUAGCCUUUUGUUGGAUUUGUGUACGUAUUUUACCUAUGGGUUUUCAUGAUAAAAGUGUAUGACUGCUUUGCAUAUAAGUCCUUAUGACUUUAAGAUGUUAAAAAAUAAAGAAAUGGAAUGGUCUUAAAAAAAAAAAAAAAGGCAAAAAAAAAAAAGCAAUAACCAAAAAAAGCUGAGGCAAUGUUCCUUCAUAAUG